Molecule: messenger RNA, 3662 nt
Organism: Centruroides sculpturatus (bark scorpion)
Lineage: Eukaryota; Metazoa; Arthropoda; Arachnida; Scorpiones; Buthidae
Product: gamma-tubulin complex component 2-like
Exons: 1
Coding region: 70-2661 (863 amino acids)
Biological process (GO): microtubule nucleation; mitotic cell cycle; spindle assembly
Cellular component (GO): centrosome; spindle pole; equatorial microtubule organizing center
Molecular function (GO): gamma-tubulin binding; microtubule minus-end binding
Source: RefSeq, a predicted model, not a curated record
GUGUUUAUUGAUGUCCGGUACCGGAGUCAGAGGUUGUAAUUUUGAAAUGAGUAAUAAAAACAAAUAGAAAUGAGCGAAUUUAAGAUUCAUCAUCACGUUAGUGAAUUGGUACGUUUGCUUGGAGUACAGAAUAAUUCGGAAAAUGUAUCUUCGGAUUUUUAUGCAGAAUUACUUUUAAAAAACAGAACUCCAAACGUUUCGUCGAAAAUAUCUGCAUUAGCUUCUGUCAAAAAGCUAGCAGAAAAUGCUACGGUUCCUGAAGAUGUUUACCAGAAGUACGAGCAGUUACGAUCUAGAAAUCUACGCGAAGUGGAUCCAUUAGUUUAUCUCCUCUCUAAUAUCGCUUCUGACGAGAAAACCAAGCGGUUACUCAAGAGAAGCAGUUAUAAAGGAAGCAAUCAAGCCAUUAUUAAUCAUUUAAUGACCUCUGGUGCUUUAACCGAAGGAGAUGUUCUGCAACUUCAAGAGAGAUUGCAGAGAGAAACCGUCGGAAGUAAGAAUAGAAUGGCGAAAGAAUCGUCUUUUCCGAAGCGUCCUGUGUCGUCCGGUUGUCCGCAUAUGCCGUCUUGGAUGGCGGAGAGACCGUACGUGUCGUGGGAUUUCAUUAUUCAUCCCAAACAAGAAAUGGACUGUCAGACUAUUGGACCUGUUGGUGCACUUCCAAUUAGUUCCCAGGAAGAUAGAUUAAUUGAAGAUCUGUUAUAUUGUUUAGGAGGAAUCGAAGGAAAUUAUAUUAAUCCUCAGCCGAUAAAUCAGGAAAAUGGCAUUAGAAAUUUUACCAUUGAUGAAACCGCGGAUCCUUCGAUUCGAGAAUUAGUUAAGCGAAUUCUUCCUGUAUGUUCUCAAUAUUCCACCGUAAUGUCGUUUAUUGAAGAAAAAUCUAAUUUCCAUUUUGGUUUAGUUAAUCAUGCCUUGGCAGCUGCCAUGCGUUAUCUUUUAAAAGAUUAUUUUAUACUCAUUGCUCAGUUAGAACAUCAGCAUCGCUUUAAAUCGUUAUCUCUUCAAAAACUAUGGUUUUAUAUUCAGCCAACAGUUCGAAAUAUGGAAGUAUUGGCAGCUAUUGCUAUUGCAAUUAAUAAAGGACAGUGUUCUGGAGGAAGUGUUUUGAGUAUAUUACAUGAAAGAAUAUCAACAUUAACUGGUGAUCCUAAAGCACAUGAUCUAUGUUUAUAUCUUACUCAAGCGGCUUCAGUUCCUUAUUUUGAAAUAGUAGAAAAAUGGAUUUAUAAAGGUAUCAUAUCAGAUCCAUAUUCAGAGUUUUUGGUUGAAGACAAUGAACUUAUCAAGAAAGAUGAAUUGCCUUUGGAUUACAGUGAUGAUUAUUGGGAAAAGAGAUACACUAUUCAACGAGACAGGAUUCCAAUAUUUUUGGAAAGAAUAACAGAUAAAAUUCUUAGUACUGGGAAAUAUUUGAAUGUUAUCAGACAAUGUGGUAAUGACAUAAAAUGUCCUCAUGCUGAAGGAAUAAUAUAUACAGUAACUGAAAGACAGUAUGUAGAAAGGAUUGAAACUGCUUAUAACUUUGCAAGUAAAAAGUUAUUAGAUCUUUUAAUGGAAGGAUCAGAUCUUUUAGGUAGAUUAAAAUCAGUCAAACAUUAUUUUCUCUUAGAUCAAGGUGAUUUUAUUGUACAAUUUAUGGAUAUGGCCGAAGAUGAAUUAGCAAAAGAUAUUGAUGAUAUCAUGCCAACACGUUUGGAGUCUCUGCUAGAGUUAGCUUUAAGAACAAGUGUUGUUAAUUCAGAUAAAUAUAAAGAUGAUGUAAAAGUUGAAUUACUUCCUUAUGAUCUUCUUUCUCAGAUGUUUAAAAUAUUAAGAAUAACAAGUAAUGAACAGAAAGAUUAUACAGGUAAUACUCAUGUAAUAUUAUCAGGAUUGGAAGCAUUUGCAUUUGAUUAUGAAGUUCAAUGGCCAUUAUCACUUGUUAUUAAUCGUAAAGCACUUGCUUGUUACCAAAUGUUGUUUCGUCAUCUGUUCUACUGUAAACAUGUUGAACGUCUCUUGGGAAAUGUGUGGACUCUGAACAAAGUUGCAAAAUGCUUCUCAGUAGAUGCUUCCUGUUCUUAUGCCUCAGCAUUUGCAUUAAGGCAACAUAUGCUGAAUUUUAUUCAAAACUUGGAAUAUUAUAUGAUGUUCGAAGUGAUUGAACCUAACUGGCAUACCUUUGUUAGUAAAAUACAAGAAGUCAGUAAUGUAGAUGAUGUACUAACUUGCCAUGGAGAUUUUCUAGAUAGUUGUCUUAAAGAUUGCAUGCUUACACAUCCAGAAGGUUUACAAACAAUUGUAAGAUUGUUAAAAUUAUGUGUAACAUUUGCAAAUUUUAUGCAUCAGACACAUCGAUAUGCUAUUGAAGCUGAAAUAUCGGCCAUGUUUGAUAGUACAUUGCCCACUGUACUUGAAGAAACCGAGCAAACAGUUAAAAAUACUAGUCCAAUUAGUGCACAAAUUAGCUUUCAGAAACAAAUUACGUCAUUUCAUACUGAUUUUGCAUCUUUGCUGUUUGAUCUCUUGGAAAUGAUAUCUGGUUGUGGGCAAGAUAAUUAUAAUGAUAAAAUGGUAAAUAUGUUAUACAGGCUUGAUUUCAAUGGCUUUUAUUCUAAAAAGCAAGAUAAAAAUGAAAUUAAUAAGAAGGAAACUCGAUCUACUACUUCAGUACAAAAAUAAUAUACUGCCAUUAAUUGUUGUGCUAGCUAUAUAACUCAGUAUGAUCAACGAUAAAUGUAUAUGAAUUUUAAUAUUUUAUUUAGUAAGAUCUUAAUUAUACAUAUGCCUUCAUAAAGAAACUAUGAAUAAAAAUUUAGUCAGACCGAGUAGCUAUGUUUUCAGUAAAAAUUUUGUUUCUUCACUUAUAUGAGUGAAAAUUCAUUUUUUUCUAAUUUUUCAAAGUAGUUAUUUUACAGUAAAUAAAAUAUUUUAAUAUUGAUGUUCUGUGAUAUAAACAGAAUUGAUCAAUUUAAGUCAACAACAAUUUCAUAACGACUUAAUAAAAACGGCUGAUGAAUCAUGAACAAAGAAAUUUUUUAUUUCUCAAACUAUUUUGAUGUAAAACCGAUCACAAUAUUGAGCUGUGAAUUUUUUGAAUAAAUUUUAUUCAUGACUUAAUCAACUGUUAUUUUGUAUAUACAAUGUAUUGUAUUGGAAAUAUAAGCAUAUAAUGUUUAAUUUAGUUUGUGCUGUUUGUAUUGUGAAUUGAAAUGCAAAUGUAAACAAAAAAAAUGUUGUGAUUUUGGUGUGUAUAACCCUUUCAGAUUCUUGUAUUUGUAUUUAUGCAAAUUUCAUCAAAUUAAUAAAAUCAUACAGAUUACAUUACUGUAAUUUUGUAAAUUAUUAAUCUAAACAUAAAUACAAUAUAAAGUAUAUGUUUAUUACUGAAUUACAAAUAACUUACAUACAGAGCCAAAUUUAUACAUAAGCUAAAAAAUCUGCAGCUUAGAGCUUCACUGUGUGAGAAUAAUGUAGGGUAUCACAUUUUGCAUAUACCGUGUUACUAUUUAGUUGAAGUUGACAAGUUCCUCAUAUACUUAUUGCCCAAGAAGUCUAAAUUCAAUCUUGCUUAUAUAACUAAAAUUAAUGAAGAAUUAAAAAAAUUUUUUAUGCACAUGAGGGGUUCAGGGGUAAAAGAUGCAAGUGCCAUUUCCUUUAAUAUGUUAUAAUGUGUGCUAACA